AUGUCGCGAUACGACCGAAGAAGGGUCAACGGGCCUUCGAGCUACGUUCCUGUCUACGACAACAAUGCAUCCACUUCGAAUGCCUCCGGCUCGACCCCGACGCUGACGACUUCGGCACAACGACCCGACGGUCGAGCCUAUACGCAGCUGCGACCCAUCUUUCUGCAGACCAACCUGGUGCCCUCGGCAUCUGGCAGCUCGUACGUCGAGAUUGGCGACCUCAAGCUGGCGUGCUCCGUGUUUGGGCCCAGGCAGGUCAAAGGACGCCAGUAUAGCGGCAAGGCGGAGCUCAAUGUCGAAGUCAAGUUCGCUCCGUUCUCCUCGAGACGACGAAGGCAACCCGGAAAGGCGUUGCUACCUUCUCUACGAUUGGACUUGCUUCCCAAAGCGUCGUUGGACAUCCACAUUAUGGUGCUACAAACGGACGGGUUGGAGGAGUCGUGCAUUGCUGCGGCAUGUAUGGCUGCAUCAACCGCUCUCGCUUCCGCAGGUAUCGAGAUGUACGGUCUCGUAGUCGGUACUGUUGCUCUGGUUCCAGCACAGAGCUCGGGCGAGCAACGCGUGCUGCUCGACCCAAGCUCGGCGGACAUCGGUCUGGUGACGGGCAUGAAGACCUCAACGCGUGUGCUGCUGUGCGGUAUGCCAGCUCUUGCUUCGGUGACGUGUCUCAACGUCUCUGCAGGCUCGACGCAGCUGUCCUCGGCGAAGAAGGACGCAGGCUCAAAUGCGGUCCUUACGGCAGGCCUAGAUGCAGAUACUCUAGAUCACGCUCUUGAGGCGGCAAACGCCGGCCUGGUCGACAUCCAUAAAGUCGUAGCUCAAGCCCUCGCUAACGAUUUCCAGCGUCGAACCGCCGUCUCAACCUCGUCGUAA
Moesziomyces antarcticus is the source of this 873-nucleotide messenger RNA. RefSeq names its product ribosomal protein S5 domain 2-like protein. Gene Ontology annotation, cellular component: nuclear exosome (RNase complex); cytoplasmic exosome (RNase complex); nucleolus. The coding region runs from base 1 to 873 and encodes 290 amino acids. The record is from RefSeq and is a predicted model, not a curated record. Gene Ontology annotation, biological process: nuclear mRNA surveillance; U4 snRNA 3'-end processing; rRNA catabolic process. NCBI's taxonomy places the organism in Eukaryota, Fungi, Basidiomycota, Ustilaginomycetes, Ustilaginales, Ustilaginaceae. The transcript is spliced from 2 exons.